AUGGUGAAGUUCGAAGGAGAUUUCAGUAUCAACGCGAUACUGAUGAACCACGCGGCCAAACGACCGCCGUCGCCCACGACCUCUAAUACGACCCCGUCGGAGACCGACUUGAGCGACUCCGAGCUGGACGUCACCGGCACGGAGCCGGUCGACUGCACCAAGCCCAAGAACGAUGAGAAAAAGGACAAGAAACACGAGAAACCUGCCUACAGCUACAACGCCCUCAUCAUGAUGGCUAUCCGGAACAGCCCCGAGAAGAGGCUGACGCUGAAUGGCAUCUACGAAUACAUUAUGACCAACUUCCCCUACUACAGGGAGAACAGACAGGGUUGGCAGAACUCAAUCCGACACAACCUCAGCCUGAACAAGUGCUUCGUGAAAGUGCCGCGCCACUACGACGACCCCGGUAAGGGCAACUACUGGAUGCUGGACGCGUCGGCCGAGGACGUGUUCAUCGGAGGCACGACCGGGAAACUCCGUCGGCGAUCCGCGCUCAACGGGCGCUCGCGACUCGCCUGCUUCAAGCGGCCACUGUUCCCCGGAGGACCGCUACCCGGAGGUUACCCCCCGGCCGCAUAUUCUCAACUGGUCGGGCUGUAUUCGCAACUGCUGUAUCAACGGUACGCGCCGAUGCAGAUGAAGACGCCUCCCGUCGCCCCAAGCGCCGUGCACCCCGCUUUCAGAAACGAUAUUAACUACUCGAGUCUGCCGUACUCCUCCGCGCUGUACGAGCGCCUUCCGUCGGGACCGUUCUUGGGCCAGUCGCCGCUGCUUCAGGGUUCAAUUAACCCGCAAAUGAUGUCUCAAACGUCCCCCCUGUUGCCCCCGUCGCCCCCGAUAAUGUCUCAUUCGCCCACGAACUCCGGCGCCUCCAGCCCGGAGCUCCCGUCCCCGUCGCACCACCCCCUGACGCCGCACAUCUUCAAGCCCGUCACGGUGCUGACGAGGCAGUAA
This is a messenger RNA of Leptosia nina, 954 nucleotides long. NCBI's taxonomy places the organism in Eukaryota, Metazoa, Arthropoda, Insecta, Lepidoptera, Pieridae. The record is from the annotation of a GenBank genome assembly.